AUGUGUUUUUCCGUUUCACGUUUUAAAAAAGGGGUUAUUCAUGAUAUUCCAAGAAAUUUAAAAGAAUUAGGUUAUCAGAUAAAUGAGAAGGGACAAUUUCUUACAUUAAAAGGAGAAAUUUAUAACUUUGAAGUAAAAGAAAGAGCAUAUAAUGAAGCUUUAUAUGAUGUUAUAAUUGGAGCUGAAAAUAAUGAAUUUGUGACAUAUGAAGUUAUUGAUAGGGUUUUUGAACAUGUUGCUAAGAAAUUGGAACAGUUAGAAAAUGGAGCCACAGAAUCUAAUGAUGAAAAUGAAGAAGAUAUAGAGGAUGAGUAUUUGAAUGAGCCAAGUUUUUUCCAAAAUACAAUAAUUGAUGAUGUACAAGAUAAAAUUGAUGUUGAUUUCUGUUUAAAAUUAAUUGAUACUAUGCCACAAAGAAUAGCAGACGUUCUCAAAGCUAGUGGAGGAUACACAAAGUGUCAACAACAGCAAGUUUAUGCACGACAACAACUUCGACGAAUUAAUGAUCCGAAUCAGCAAACUCUUAUUCAAAACCCUGAUCAAGGAAUUAUUGAUGAGAAAGAUUUCGA
Entrophospora sp. SA101 is the source of this 569-nucleotide messenger RNA. The record is from the annotation of a GenBank genome assembly. Lineage: Eukaryota; Fungi; Glomeromycota; Glomeromycetes; Entrophosporales; Entrophosporaceae.